AUGAAGUACCACAUUGACGACAAUGAAUUUACUGGGGCUAUUCCGUCGUCAAUAUCCAAUGCAACAAGUCUAGUCUGGUUCCUUAUUGGAGCUAACCAUCUUACUGGACAAGUGCCCAAUAUGCAACAUCUUCAUAACCUCACUUUGUUCUCGGUCGAAUUCAAUCAUCUUGGAAGCGGUAAACAAGGCGACUUGAGGUUUGUCUCGGAGUUGACGAAUGCCACACAGUUAAGAUGGUUGGUUGCAGGCACGAACAAUUUCGGUGGAACAUCGCCCACAUCAAUAUCUAAUCUCUCAACCAGUCUUGAACUGCUCUGGGUUGAUCAAAACCAACUGCAUGGAAGCAUUCCAAAUGAUUUUGGAAAUCUUGUGAAUUUGCAAUUAUUCAUUUUGUCCAACAACUUCUUCACAGGUAGUAUACCCGCUGACAUUGGGAAGCUUUCAACUCUUGGGGAAUUGGAUCUUCACUCCAACAAAUUAUCAGGAAGCAUCCCAUCUUCUCUCGGAAAUUUAUCCUUGUUGUUGGCCAAUCUUCACUUGCAAGAAAAUAAUCUUAGUGGCAGCAUUUCUUUGAGUCUAGGGAAAUGCCACGGAUUGGUGCAAUUGGACCUUUCUCAAAAUAGCUUAAAUGGUACAAUACCCCAGCAACUACUUACUAACCUCCUCUCCUUAUCAAUUUCUCUCAACUUGUCCAGAAACCACUUUGUCGGUUCCCUUCCACUGGAGAUCUGCAAGUUGAGGAAUCUAGGAGCACUUGAUGUUUCUGACAACAUGUUAUCUGGAGUGAUUCCUAAUAGCCUCCGUGAUUGUGAGAUGUUGGAAGUGCUACACUUGCAAGGUAAUUUUUUCGACGGGCUCAUUCCUUCAUCUAUGAAGGACUUGAGAAGCCUUCGAGAUUUGGACAUGUCUCGAAACAAUUUUUCAGGACAUAUUCCACAGUUCUUCGGGGGCCUUAGAAACUUGCAGAAGCUGAACAUAUCCUUCAACCACUUAUGGGGGGAAGUACCAAUUGAAGGUGUUUUUAAGAAUGCAAGUGCAGCAUCAGUUGUUGGAAACACCGCAUUGUGCGGAGGUGUUGCAGAGCUUCCACUUCCUCGGUGCAGAUCUCAAGUGUUUAAACCAAGCGGUUUGUCUCAUACCAUGAAAAUAGUUGUGUCUUUGGUAUCUGGGAUUACUCUCUUGGUAAUUGCUAUGGUGUUGUUCUCUGUACUUCAUCGCAAGAAAACAAAAAAGUUGAGUACUUUGGAGAAUUCUGUUUUGCAAAUUUCAUAUGCAACUCUCCUAAAAGCAACCGAUGGAUUUUCUUCCACUAAUUUGAUUGGUGUGGGUGGUUUUGGUUCGGUGUACAAAGGAAUUCUCGAUCUGGAUAAAGUUGUCGCUGUUAAGGUACUCAAUAUGUUACACAGGGGAGCUUCAAAGAGUUUCAUAGCUGAAUGUGAAGCAUUGAGAAAUAUCAGACAUCGAAAUCUGGUCAAGAUUAUAACUGCAUGCUCGAGUGUUGAUUUUCAUGGAAAUGAUUUCAAGGCACUAGUUUAUGAAUUCAUGGAGAAUGGGAGCUUAGAAGACUGGUUGCAUUUUCAUCCAACCACUGGAAUUGAAGAAGGAAUGGAUGCACCCAAAACUUUAAGUUUUGUCCAGAGGCUUGAUAUCGCUAUCGAUUUGGCUUCCGCAUUGGACUAUUUACACGAUCAUUGUGAAACACCAAUAGUGCAUUGUGAUCUCAAACCAAGUAAUGUUCUUUUGGAUAGAGAGCUUACUGGACAUGUUUCCGACUUUGGACUGGCAAGAUUUCUGUCAAAAUUGAUAGAUAACAUUUCUGGAACUGAAUCAAGCUCCAUUGGAAUAAGAGGAACGGUCGGUUAUGCUGCUCCAGAGUACGGCAUGGGAAGUGAUGUGUCAACAUAUGGGGAUGUAUACAGCUUCGGCAUUCUCUUGUUAGAAAUGUUUACUGGGAAGAGACCCACUGAUCCUAUGUUCAGUGACGGCUUAAAUCUUCAUAACUUUGUGAAGAUGACUCUACCUGAACAUGUUGAAGAGAUUACAGAUCCACUACUUAAAGCUCACGACCAGACCAUCACAAGAAAACAUAAAAUUGACGAGUGCUUAAUUUUGCUAUUUGGAAUUGGAAUUGCUUGUUCCGCUGAAUCCCCAUCAAACCGGAAGGAUAUGAGUGAUGCCGUAACUGAAUUGCACUCUAUUAGGAACAAACUUCUUGGCUAG
Argentina anserina (silverweed cinquefoil) is the source of this 2220-nucleotide messenger RNA. RefSeq names its product probable LRR receptor-like serine/threonine-protein kinase At3g47570. Gene Ontology annotation, molecular function: protein binding; ATP binding; protein kinase activity. Bases 1 to 2220 code for a protein of 739 amino acids. Gene Ontology annotation, biological process: protein phosphorylation. The transcript has 2 exons. Lineage: Eukaryota; Viridiplantae; Streptophyta; Magnoliopsida; Rosales; Rosaceae. The record is from RefSeq and is a predicted model, not a curated record.